This is a messenger RNA of Nelumbo nucifera (sacred lotus), 1915 nucleotides long. Its product is annotated as NAC domain-containing protein 43-like. Gene Ontology annotation, biological process: regulation of DNA-templated transcription. Gene Ontology annotation, molecular function: DNA binding. Lineage: Eukaryota; Viridiplantae; Streptophyta; Magnoliopsida; Proteales; Nelumbonaceae. The record is from RefSeq and is a predicted model, not a curated record.
UUCAUUUCUCUUUAUUGUUCUUGUUUCUGAAUCUCUUCCAACUUUUCUUCUACCUAAUUUAAUGUUCAGCUUCAGCACAUAAUUAAGCCCAACUCUCUUCUCUCUACACCUUGUUGUUCCCCUUCAUCAGUCUAAUUUAAAACUGUGUCUUUAAGAUUCAAGAUCUGCAUGCGCAGUGAAUGUCCGAACCAGAAGACAUGAGUCUAUCGGUAAAUGGACAGUCCCAGGUUCCCCCAGGUUUCCGAUUUCAUCCAACAGAAGAAGAACUCUUGCACUACUACUUAAGGAAGAAAGUAGCCUAUGAGAAGAUCGACUUGGACGUAAUUCGGGAUGUGGAUCUGAAUAAACUCGAGCCAUGGGAUAUACAAGAAAAAUGCAAAAUAGGAUCCACCCCUCAAAAUGAUUGGUACUUCUUCAGCCACAAAGACAAGAAGUACCCGACAGGAACGCGAACCAACCGUGCAACGGCUGCCGGCUUCUGGAAGGCCACCGGCCGUGACAAAGUUAUCUAUAGCAGCUUUAAGCAAAUCGGCAUGAGGAAGACACUAGUGUUCUAUAAAGGUCGAGCCCCACAUGGACAGAUAUCUGAUUGGAUCAUGUAUGAGUACAGACUUGAUGAUCGCACCGCUACUACUGAUACAAACGUAAACGAGGAGGGGUGGGUGGUUUGCCGUAUUUUCAGGAAGAAAAACCAUCACAAAUCUAUAGAAGCCAAGAGAUCGUCGUCUGUUGUUACUGUAGACGCGAAUACACAUACAGUUAAUACGAGUAGAGACGUGGCUCUGGAUCAGAUUCUUCAGUACAUGGGAAGGAAUUGCAAGCAAGAAAAUGAAACAGGCAACACCACAACCAGCACUGACAGAAACAACACUAGAUUUCCCAGGCCGACCGAAAUAGCAAUCAACAAUGAUCUCCAGGAAAGAAUCUCGCAACUCCCAGCACUUGAGAGCCCAACUCUACUGUCACUUAGAAAAGAUAGCAUAAGGCUAGAUGAUAUUCAGAGUUGUAGCAGCCAAGUUUGUUACCAACCCAUUCAAGACCUGCAUCAAGUGUUCACAGACGACUCUGAAACAUCUGCAACCGACCAAGUCUGCGGCAAUACAAACCCGAUUUACCAUGCUGAAUCAGGGCUGAGUGACUGGACCACCCUGGAUCGUCUGCUCGCACACCAUUACCACCUCAUUGGUCAGGCAGAAACGUGCAAACAUUUGCCUUUCUUCACAAAAGAUUCCAGCAUGGCUUUUGGUUCAGACCCUCUUCACCUUCAACUACGUGACUCAAACACAUCUUCAUCAUAUCACAAUUCCCAGGACUCUAGCAGCGAGAAUGAUCCUUGGAGCAUAACUCGGUCAUGUUAUCUGUCGACAGACCCACCGCACCACGUGUCGAAUGCUUAAAGUACGAUAUGCCAAGUCAAUGUCAAAUAGGCGUGCGUGUGUUUUUCACACAAAUAUACAUAUAAAACGGUAAUUUUCCAGUAUCGAGUCAAGGCAUGACGUGCCCAGCCCUGUACUGCGCCUUUUUAAUAAUCAACAUUGAAAGUUUUGAGGGUUUUUUCUUGCCACGUGGCAAUGGUGGGCAUUGUAUUUGACUAUUUGUCGCACCACAUUAGUACCGGUUGCCAAAUACUCCAAAAAGAUGCAACAGAUGGCAAGUUACACGAUGCUGCACAGUCAAGUCUAUUUUGCAAGUCUAAUGUAUAAGGUACCGUUUGGCAAGUCUUUUUAGUUUAAAGAUUUUAAGUGCAAAAAUACAGAAAUCUUCGUUUAAAGCUUUUAGAGUUUUGGUCAUUUUUAGUUUCCAUGAGUAUUGGUAAACACGAAAAGACUUUCCAAACACCUCCUAAAUAUGCAAAAGCUGUAACCAAUUUUCUCCAUUUUUUCCUAUAUCUUGUAGCUUAGAUCUUUUCUAGCCC